UGAAUGAAAUUGAAUGCAUAUUAAAAUACCGUAGUCAAUCUAGUGUUAACUUUUUGUGAAGGUCACUAAUUGCCUCGAGUCGUUUUCUUUUCUUUUUCGUUUUUUAUCUCUUACGUCACUCGUGUUUAUUUGAACCACAGGUGUACUCAAUCAAUACCGAGUAAGGCAGUGAUAUUCGAAAAGAAUGAAUUCGAACAGUGCAUUAAAUCAUCCUGUGUAUUCUUAUUCAAAUUAUAUAAAGAUGUUACUGUUUGUAGUUGUCAAUCUAUUAAUUAUUAUCGAAAUACAAGCGAGAUGGGUACAGGAAAGCUGUUUACCCGAGGCCAGUAAUUGUUCUAGGAAUGCUGAUUGUUGUUCUAACAAGUGUACGUAUACUGCAGACAAUUUGAUUGGUACUUGUGAUUCAGAAACACAGUAUAUAAAUAACAUAUAUAUAGCUUCACCAUUGAGUGUUCAAGUACCGACAUUUUGCAUAUUAUAUGGAAAUUGCACGAAAGAUGAUGACUGCUGUACUGGAGAAUGUGUUUUACGAGAUAAUACUGGAAUUAAAUACUGCAAGCCGAAAUAUCCCACGAAUCUUAUAGUUUAUGAUUAAUAAAUACUUAAAAUAAUUUUGUUAAUUUCAUUAUUUGGAAAUAAAUUAAAUAUAAAAGCGGUCUAUGUUGUUUUCUGUCAAAAAAAAAGAAUAAAAUAAAGAACUAUUUUGU
Messenger RNA from Microplitis mediator, 707 nucleotides. RefSeq lists its product as uncharacterized. Lineage: Eukaryota; Metazoa; Arthropoda; Insecta; Hymenoptera; Braconidae. The record is from RefSeq and is a predicted model, not a curated record. The coding region runs from base 185 to 595 and encodes 136 amino acids. The transcript is spliced from 3 exons.